AAGGUGUCCCUUUUGAAAAGGGAGGGUUUCUUUUCUAUAUUUUGUUUUGUGAGGGAAGAACAAAAAGGAAGAACAGCGCUUGGAUCUUUUCGUCGCGUGGCGUCGCGCGCGCGAAUCCGAGGACGCAGCAGCAAGGCGCUAGAAAGUCUUUUGUUGUUUCUCUCCGUGUUUUUUUUUUCGUGCUUGUGUCUUUGAAAGAAAUAUAGAUGGGAGACGGAGAUGAUGCUCCAGCUCCUGGUGCCAAUCCAAUUCCAUCGGUGAUUGCCGCGUCGAGCACGACUGAGGUCUCGGUGGUGCUGCCAUGCUCAAUCCAAGACUCCCAAAAGGAAUCGCCUUUGGUGGUUCCUUGUGCUAUUCCAGCACACCAAGAAGCUGUGCAAGACAGAGAUUAUAAGUUUCUCUCCAAGGCUGUGGACGAAGCUUACAAAGGUGUCACUUGCGGCGAUGGCGGUCCUUUUGGAGCUGUGGUCGUCCGAAACAACGAGGUGGUGGUGAGCUGCCACAAUAUGGUGCUCAGGCACACGGAUCCCACCGCUCAUGCCGAAGUCACGGCUGUUCGAGAGGCUUGCAAGAAGCUGAAUCGAUUGGAGCUGUCCGACUGCGAGAUUUUUGCGUCGUGUGAGCCGUGUCCAAUGUGCUUUGGAGCCAUUCACCUAUCACGAAUCAAACGUCUGGUAUAUGGUGCCAAAGCCGAGGCUGCCAUCGCGGUUGGCUUCGACGAUUUCAUUGCCGACGCAAUCAGAGGCACGUCUUACUACCAAAAGGCAAACUUGGAAAUUAAAAGAGCCGAUGGGAGCGUUGCCGCCAUAGCCGAGCAAGUUUUUACCGACACAAAGGAGCUCUUUAAAAUGUAUUGAAUCGACGCUCGUCAAAAUUCAAUCGAUUGCUUUUACCAGUCUACUAAAA
Messenger RNA from Selaginella moellendorffii, 906 nucleotides. Its product is annotated as guanine deaminase. The record is from RefSeq and is a predicted model, not a curated record. The transcript has 6 exons. Lineage: Eukaryota; Viridiplantae; Streptophyta; Lycopodiopsida; Selaginellales; Selaginellaceae. Gene Ontology annotation, biological process: purine nucleoside catabolic process. Gene Ontology annotation, molecular function: guanosine deaminase activity; zinc ion binding. The coding region runs from base 207 to 857 and encodes 216 amino acids.